Ciona intestinalis (vase tunicate) is the source of this 3603-nucleotide messenger RNA. The record is from RefSeq and is a predicted model, not a curated record. NCBI's taxonomy places the organism in Eukaryota, Metazoa, Chordata, Ascidiacea, Phlebobranchia, Cionidae.
UAAAGCUCCAUGGUAACUCGCCUAAUUAAUCUGUCCGACGUUAAGUAAUGUCGUUGCUGGGGAUACUCGCUUUCCGCAACUUUUAUAAUGAGUUUUAUAAAUACAUACUGCGCCAUUCAGUUAAAGUUAUGUAACAAUUUGUUAUCACUUUAACAACAUACCUCUUGGUACAGGUAGUAGUAAACGAAUUGGGAAAGUUACAGCUAUAGUUGCAACUAUGCUUUCCUAUAAGCAGAAAAUCAAACCACCAAAACAGGGGAAAAUCGAAAUGGAAAGUUUUGAUUUAUAUAAGGACUUACCUGAGCUUGUGCCUCUUGACGAAAGCAAAGUUCCGAUUUCAAUGCCGAGGUUUGACGUUCCGACACUGACAAAGAAUGCAUAUUUUAGUGGACGGGGUUCGAAUUUAUCAGGAAGUAGUUCUGGGCGAUCAUCUGGUGAUAAUCUUCCCUUAUCACCUCUUCUUACUACUCCACUAAGUAGCCAGCAACUGCCACGGGGUAUGAUGGAGUCCGCUGUUACUAUGCUUCAAGUGGAUGAAAACAAUACCAGCAAAUCAACAACCGACUGCCUUUUGGUUGUUCCGCAAAAUACUGUACCGAUGGCUAAACACAGGAAGAACUAUACUAAGAAGAUGAACAAGCUAAAGAAAGCGGAAGAAGAAGGAUUUAUCACAGAUGAAGAGGUUUGGAGAAGACGGAAGCAACGCCAAGAGAGGGAGAAGAUCGAAGCUUUUCGACAGCGCCACGCGGGGAAGACAGGGGCAGUGAAAAAGUUGGAUUGGGAAACUUUUGUUGAGGGUUAUGAUGAACAUGAACAAGUUAAAACAUUAGAGGAGGAGAUUUAUAAACCGACUUAUGUUGCCAACGCUAAUCUAAAAGACGAAACCCUUUUUUCUGCUCUUGGUAAAAGCGUGAUGCCACACAAAAGAAUAGCAUUCGUUGGGACCGUUGUACAGAAAAUCGAAAAACGGAAACAAGAAAAAAAAGAAAGACAAAUUAACGAAAUGAUGAUCAAGCAUUUCCAUUCCAGUGACGAUGGUGACACAAAGGUUAAAACGUAUGGGAUGAAAGAAGCACUGGAAGAGCUAAACGCAAGACACGCAGCGAGCAACCAACCAACACCUGACAAAGUUUCACUUGAUACUAACUCUUUAAACACGGAAGAAACUAUGGAAACAAAAGAAACAAAAAGUGAAGAUGUAUACGAGACUUUGGAAACAAUUAAAACUAAGAUGACACCUUCUGUAACACGCGAUAGUUGUCGACCAGUAACUGCAGAGCCUCCUGUCCGACAAAGAAGUUGGUUGAGGCACGCGCAAAGUGAAAGCGACAUUUAUGCCUCUAUUAAAAAACAACAGAAGCCAUUUCUUCCACCGCCAUCGUUAUACAAUGAUACUGGGAGCCUUAUUUCGUUUUCAGAGCUGCUUAUGGCCAAAAACAAAACCCGUUCAGUGUCGGCUACUGAUUUAUCCCAACCUUACGAACAAUUUACCGAUCUUUCGUAUUUCUCCGAAGAGUAUGAAGAUAAAGUUACUGACGCUGCGAUAGUUCUGCCUCCAGAAAUUAAAGAACAAAAGCAGACUGUGAGAGUUAAACGAAGAAGUCGGUCACACCACACGACCCUUACUGCGACAGAACGUAACCAACAACAUAGAAACAGUAAGGAGAAAAUAAGAACAUCUGCAACUGGUGGCCGCAGAAGAGGGCGGUCAGCCACACGGAGACAUGCGAACAAAAGACUUCACAAAAGCGUGGGAGAUAAUUUGAAUGAAAUAGGGAAGCAGGCUAACCAGCCAAGGGGAAGCAGUGAUGCGUUGUUGCAACAGCUUGCGAUUGUUUCCGAACAACAGAACGAGAUUUUAGAACGGAUGCAAAGAAUUGAGAAAUCGACAAAAACAAAACGAAGACAUCGUUCCAUGGACAACUUGCUAAAUCGAGCAACAAAAAAAAAUAUCGGAAGAAAUUCUGCCAGUUCUCUGAGCAUUAGUUCUGAUGAGCAUCAGGGCCUGAGCACAAAAUUCGAUGAUUUAACAUUUACUGAGGAACCUAAGCAGCCGCCAAUUCCUGCUCCUUUAAACACAAAAGAUGAAAUAUUGAAACGAAUAUCCGCUGUCGGGAUACCGGUGUUGAAACUCUUCACCGGAGAAAACGAAGAAAAUAAACCAGAACUCAAAACCCCGUCAAUAACUUCCAGGUCGGCGAGCACGGAGAAGGAAGAAAAAAGUCCAACUGAGCUAAUGGUGUUACCAAAUCCACCUGAUGAAAAUCCCAUGCUGUCAUAUUCGGAAAAUACACACUCAUCGCAUGUGGCGAUAAAUCAAGUGACGUCAUCAAACUCUAAACCACAUCAUGUGUCAUCCAAAGUGACGUCACCCACACAUGGCCAACCAACACAUACGUCAUCACUUGUUACUUCAUUGAAUUAUACAAAUGCGACACCUCCGCAUGUGACGUCAUCGAAAUCUUUAAAACCAACACUCGAAUCAUCUCAUGUGACGUUAUCAAACUAUACACAGGAAUACAUCGAAAACCAAAUCCCUCUUUCUACUGAAACCGAAGUAAAAAGCAAACCUGCUCGUGAGGUUAGAGAGCAGGAUCCGAGGUUGCAUCAAAACCAAGUUGUUCAGAAAGAAAGUGUAAAAAAACAACGGCGACGAAGCAAACAAUAUGAUGAGUACUCGGGAAGUGAAACGGUGGUUGAAAGGGUGAGGUCAGUUAAACGAAACAUAAGUAGCAGAUCGUCUGUGAUUCGCGUUAAGGGAAUUCCGCGUAUAGACAAGGAGACUGAAGCUAAUUUGAGUGAAACAAUUCAGAGAGUCGUAGACGCUGGAAGAAAUUCCGAUGACGAGGGGUUUAGUUGGUCGGUUUUGUGGGCAAAACGAGAGGAAACUGAGUUUGAAAAGCAAGCACAGGGUGCUAUUAAGAGAGUAUUUUCUUUUUUUGGCAUUAAAUCAAACGAAGAACCAGCAGUGCAAAACGAUGGCACCAUCAUCGCGGAGGUUGUACGCGUUGAUAGUGAUAACGAAACAAUAAUGUCUAGUGCAAGCUCACUUAACUAUGAAGAACAUAAUAUGCUAUCUGAGCCACUGGUAGAAAAAUCAUUUCAAAUACAUCAGCAUCAAUCUGUUAUUAAGACAUCGCUCCCUGGCGAUAAGCAACGAAGAACAUAUAAAGAACCUGGAAACACCUGGGACGGCUCACGAACAGACAAUACGAGGCAAACUUCAACACACGAACCCUUUCCUAAUUCAAACGAAAGAAAAAGCCUGAAAGAUAAAUUUCGGAAGAAAGUAAUGCAAGUGACAAAGAAAAAAGGUAAAUAUGUGAAGCCACAUGCUUCAGCAGAUUACCAAGUAAAUCACGCGAUAUACGAUGGUCAACCGAGGAGACAAUCAGCAUUUUCUCUCGGCCCAUCACGCAAACAACAUUCCGUGGAUUCGGGUUUUCUCACGAACACGAACGGCGAUGAAUCUCCAACCUGGAACGAAGCUGCUAUUUAAUUUAAUCUUAAGCAUUAAAAAAAUAACAGUCUUCAUUAAACUUUUGAUGUAAAUGUCGUAUAUAAGUUUGUUUUUAAGCAAUAAAUAUUGUUAUUGUUGUUCGA